CUGCUGGGGCUGCUGGGCGGUGUCACCGGGCCGCGGGCGCGCCGGGGCCGCGGGGGGAGCCGGGGCCGCCCCGCCGCCGCCGCCACCGCCACCGGCCGCCUCAUGGCCGCCCUGGCCGGGGUCUUCGUGUGGGACGGGCAGCGCAUCGAGGAGGAGGAGCUGCGGCGAUCUGCGCAGGAGAUGAAGCACAUGGAGAACAUAUCCAGCCUGUUACAGGGCAGCAGCCCGGACCGAGAGGCGAUCGUCGCAGCUGGGGAGCAGCCUUGGGAGAUGAUCAUGGACAAGAAGCACUUUAAGCUCUGGCGGCGGCCGAUCGAGGGCACCCACUUAUACCAGUACCGAGUGUUUGGGUCGUACACGGAUGUCACUCCCCGGCAGUUCUUCAACGUGCAGCUGGACACUGAAUAUAGGAAGAAGUGGGACUCGUUGGUCAUCAAACUGGAUGUAAUAGAGAGAGACCUGGCCACCGGAUCGGAAGUGAUUCAUUGGGUCACUCAUUUCCCGUACCCCAUGUACUCGCGAGACUAUGUCUACGUCCGACGGUACAGCGUGGACAAAGAGAACAACCUGAUGGUACUGGUGUCGCGGGCAGUGGAGCAUCCCAGUGUCCCUGAAGACCCUGAAUAUGUUCGUGUCAGAACCUAUGAAUCCCAAAUGGUCAUCCGUCCCCACAAAACCUUUGACGAGAACGGUUUUGACUACUUGCUGACCUACAGCGACAACCCGCAGACUGUCUUUCCCCGCUACUGUGUCAGCUGGAUGGUCUCGAGCGGCAUGCCGGAUUUCCUGGAGAAGCUGCACACGGCAGCCCUGAAAGCCAAAAAGAUGGAGAUUGAAGUGCGGGACUAUAUGUCUGCCAAGCCCAUCGAGAGCGGGGGCAGCGAAGGGAAGGCAGGUGUGGCCGCAGCAGAGCACAAAGGCGACGGGACCUGCAGCCCUGCCCAGCUGGAAUACGCCUGAGGAGCUGAACCUCCACUCCUCCAGUCUCAGGACAGGGGGCUGGGCUCCAGACAGGGACUUUCGUGCCGUGCCACUGCCAGAGCUUAGUUCAGUUUUUCCCUCCCCGUCUGAUCUUCAAAGCUCUGCUCCCUCGGGAGGACAGGGCUCCCAUCUCCCGCGCCGUGUGUGUUUGUGGCCAGGGCGAUGGAAUCCCACCUUGUGUGAUCAUUUUUGCUGUACCAGUAAAUAUAUCCCCUUUUCAACACGACAAAAAUACCCAAA
This is a messenger RNA of Cuculus canorus (common cuckoo), 1221 nucleotides long. RefSeq names its product StAR related lipid transfer domain containing 7 (gene STARD7). The coding region runs from base 103 to 960 and encodes 285 amino acids. The record is from RefSeq and is a predicted model, not a curated record. Lineage: Eukaryota; Metazoa; Chordata; Aves; Cuculiformes; Cuculidae. The transcript is spliced from 8 exons. Gene Ontology annotation, molecular function: lipid binding.